UGAGGUUUUGGAAGAAGAUGGGGGAAACUAUUCGUGUGAAGGACAUAACAAGCUUGGGUUUGUGGCCUGCUCCUAUGUAAAAAUAACUGUCAAAGGUUCCAAUUUUUUGUGGUAUUACAUUGGUGGAUCAGUGGCAGCAGUAAUUGUCGUUUCGCUGAUUGCCUGUUUCUUUUGCAAACGUCGAAGGACAGCUAUGGCUCUUCCUGAUCAAGAGCAGGCAAUUCAGAUGGAGCCAUUGAAUGUAGAGGUAGAUGAAUGGGAGAUUGAGGUGAGCCGUGUCCUGCUUCAAGAAGUCAUUGGGCGAGGGGCGUUCGGAGCCGUGUGGAGGGCUCUGCUGAGCUCACCAAAUGGAAGACCUGGAAACCGAACAGUCGCCGCUAAAUGCUUCACGCCCACUGCUGGAGAGGAUGGAAGGAAAUGUUUGAUGAGAGAAAUUGAGCUGGGAAAACUUAUCGGUGAAAACAAUCAGCCAAACAUUGUAAA
Stylophora pistillata is the source of this 483-nucleotide messenger RNA. RefSeq names its product inactive tyrosine-protein kinase 7-like. The record is from RefSeq and is a predicted model, not a curated record. Gene Ontology annotation, cellular component: axon; plasma membrane. Gene Ontology annotation, molecular function: ATP binding; protein tyrosine kinase activity; cell-cell adhesion mediator activity. Lineage: Eukaryota; Metazoa; Cnidaria; Anthozoa; Scleractinia; Pocilloporidae. Gene Ontology annotation, biological process: dendrite self-avoidance; homophilic cell-cell adhesion; protein phosphorylation.